AUGCAUAUACCAUUGCUAAUUACUGUAUUUACAUUAUUAGAAUACUCCACUGGUAUUCAAUAUACGGUUCGUCUUACAUUUUGUGAUCGAGCGCCUAAUUCAGCGCUUCAAAUUGUCUGCUCAGAAUUAAAGAAAUGGGAUACAGCUGUUAGGCAACAUCAUUCUACUUCAAUGAAUGAUUCACGAUCAUCUUGGAAUUCACAAACAAUCUGGUCUACUAGUCGAUCCAGAUGGACAAAUACCUUUCAAAAUUGGACUAGUUGGUCCUCGUGGUCUUCAACUCGUACCAUACCAUCACAAGGAGUACAAUACUCUCCAAUACAAAUCCGUGAUAAAUCGCCUUUCAUUAUAAGCCAUUAUGCUAACUUACCUGCUGCACUAAAAAGUAAUUUCACAGCUAAUACAUACAACUCAAAAGAACCGAAACGAAUGGCACUCGAAAUACAAUAUGAAAUUUCUUCCCUUCCUAAACAAACUGGGCCAAUCCGUACGCGAACUGGACAAAUGACCAAUGUGAACACACAUUCUCCACGUACCAUUUCGUUAUUAUCAUUAUCACCAAAAUUUAAUCAACGACAGCAAAUGUUGAAGAAUAAUGACAAGAAUGGAGUACAAAGGCCACCCUUAACUGAUACCAUUAAAAAGGAUUUGUAUAGAAUGGAACAGGACACAGUUGGUCCGCCAGGUCAACAACGACCUAGUAAUUUGAUUCGUAAACAAUCCACGACGCCGUCAUCCUCAUCCUCAGUGAUUUCAUCUGUACAACCAUUAUCAAUUAGAAUAUCAAAUCGAUCCACUGAUCCAUCGAUAAUUCCGAUUACAGCACAAGGAAGCAGACAGUUUAAGAGAAAUCAAGCAAAUAUGAUAACACCGCCACAGCGCAUUUUGACGACUGAUCGACGAAUGAAAGCUUUGGCAUGUAUGGAUCUCAACUGUUUAUGUCCAUUUUUCAAUGGUUCAUUGAGAAAUUUGGAAUGUUUCCUAUCAAAUGGUAAGAAACUUUCGUUGGCUAUUCGUAAAGAAUAUCGACAAUUAAAUGCAGAAGAAAGGGAACGAUUUCAUAAUGCUUUAAAUCAGUUGAAACAAAGCGGUUAUUAUGAUGAAAUUGCGCAAUGGCAUUCAAAUCCUGAACUAAGUGGUGGAGCACAUUCUGGGCCUGCUUUCUUACCUUGGCAUCGAGAAUAUAUCAAAAGAUUAGAAAUUGCUCUUCGACUUAUUGAUCCGGACAUAUCGUUACCAUAUUGGGAUUCAACUCUUGAAAAUGCAAUUCCAGAAAGCACAGAUACAAUAUUAUUUAGCAAGGAAUUAAUGGGUGAGAAUGAUAAAAAUGGUAAUAUAAUUAAUGGUUUCGUCUCCCAUUGGACAGCUUCUGAGGAACGACAUAUAACGAGAUUGCCUAGACAGGAAGGACGUCCUUUGAACGAAAAUGAUAUUCAAGCAGUGAUGCGACAUUCGAAUGUAAUCGGUGUACUCGCAUACACCGCUCCACAAUCGGGAUGCAAAUAUGCAAUGGAUUGGACAUCACUCGAAUAUAGCCAUGCAAAUGCGCUUGUUUGGAUCGGUGGCGAUAUGUUUCAUCAAACAACCUCUGCAAAUGAUCCCUUAUUCUUUCUCCACCAUGCUUUUGUGGAUAGCAUUUGGGAAUAUUGGCGACAACAUCGACAAAAUCGAGAUGCACGAUCAAAAAGUUAUCCGCCAGAUUUACCGGAAUGUAGUAGUGAAAAUCAUUUUGCGCAAAAUCUCAUGCGACCGUUUGAACCGCUGAGAAAUAUUGACGGAAUCAGCAAUAAUUACAAUGAAAGAUUGUAUCGAUAUGCACCACGACCUGUAUGCCAUGGAGGUCAAGAUAAGGAGUGUGGAAGCGAAUUCCUAUUCUGUGAUUUAUCACAUGGAUACGCUCGAUGUUCCACAAAAAUACGUCUGAGCGGCAAUUGUGACGGGUAUACACAUCAGGAGAAUCCGUGCUACAAUGGUUUUUGUCUGUCUGGAAGAUGUAUGAGAAGCGCAUCAGCAGAUCAAAAUGGUAAAAAACGAACGAGAAGUGUAGAAGACAUAAUUGUUGAACCUACAGAAGCAAUAAUUACAACAAAUAUUGAAAAGGAGCAAUGUUAUAACAGUCAUGAAUGUUGUUCAGUUUGGGCCGAUAAAGGUGAAUGUAAAACAAAUGAGAAAGUAAUGGUUGAUUGGUGUCCUGUGUCCUGUCAUAAGUGUAUCCCACAAUAUAAUAUUGCUUCUGAAUGUUCCGACCGACAUUUACUUUGUCCGGUAUGGGCUACUCAGGAUGAGUGCCAUAAAAAUCAGUUUUGGAUGGAUGAAAAUUGUCGAUUGAGUUGUCAACGAUGUGAUGAACUGCGAGCGGACAUUUGUCGAUGA
Molecule: messenger RNA, 2373 nt
Organism: Acanthocheilonema viteae
Lineage: Eukaryota; Metazoa; Nematoda; Chromadorea; Rhabditida; Onchocercidae
Source: the annotation of a GenBank genome assembly